AUGACCAAGUGCCGAGCGACCCCGUCGUGCAGCGUCCCGAUGGGAAUCGACUCCUACUGCAUGUGCGCUCAGGGGUCCGCGUGGAGCAUGGUCUACUGCGAAGAGCCACCCCCCAACCCCGGCAGCAUAUCGCUGUUAUCGAGCCACGUCGGCGUGGGGGGGGACGUCCAUCUGCUGUUCAGCUCCUCCGAAGAAGUCACCAACAUUCAGUGGUUUUUGGUAAAUGUGAUUCAGAAACAGACGAGGGAACUUCAUAACGGCACGAAGACCACCAUAGUGACGACCGGCGCGGGCUCCGUCCUCAGCAUACGGGAGAUAUCCAGGAGCUGGGAAGGUGUAUACGUGUGCAGAUACAGGUAUCAGAAUUUACUGUGGCAGUCGAUCUUCACGUUCCACCUGCCGCUGCAGCCGGGAGAGAUCCGGACGAACCCCGCGUCGCUGACUCUUUGGAGAGAUGACCCUGAUUUCGGGGGGGUUACCCUGGAAUGCUGCAUCCUGGAUGACGGGGAGUUUUAUAACGUGGUCUGGGAGCCCCACAGCACCCCCGCAGACAUCGAGGUGAGGCACGGCGAGGUUUGCUUCUCGCUCUCUCUAGACGUCGCUCCGGAGAGUGAUACUCGCUACCGCUGCGUCUUCCAGGACAGCGCCAAUCGCUCUGUGGCCGUCGGCGUCCCCGUGGCGGUCAUACAAGUCACAGAUGUAUUCUGCCCCGUUGAAUAUGGUUAUAACGCCGUAUGGAAUGUCACCAAGGUGGGGCAAGUGCAGGAGAUUCCCUGCCCGCGGGGUAAAAGAGGCAGGGUAACCCGGAGGUGUUUGAAAGACGGGGAGUGGGAAGCCCCACAAGCCCAAUGCGUGGACGCCGCCCUGCUGGCCCUGCUGGGGCAGAUACAGCGGCUCCGGGCCGGGCUGGGAAUCCCGGAAGAGGAGAUUCCCGGGAAGAUUCAGACGUUGAGAAACUACACUCUGCGGCUGGAGAAAUCCGUCCAUUCCUUCUGGGAGGUCGUGACCUUGGUGGAGGCGAUACGGGGCAUCUCGCUGGCAGCCACCGAAAACCACGUGAAGAUUAACAGCAGCACCAUGGCGGACUUUGCGACCGCGUGCAGUCAGGUUUUGGACCUGGAAUCCCAGUCCGCGUGGGCCGAUGCAUUCAUUCGCUUCCCUUCGUUGGGGGCCGUGUUCAUGCAAUCUGUAGAGAACAUGACUAAGAGUCUAGAACCCAACGGGAGAAGUCUCAACCUCAUCCUGCCCAACGUUCAGAUGAAGGUUCUGGCGCUCAGCAACCUGUCAGCGAGCGACUACAACCUGACGUUCUACGCAAACCCCGCGGUGGAGGUGUACAUCAAGAACGCCACGUUACAGAGGCUCCUGGACCUCGGCAACCUCACGGCGGCCAGCGUGGUGCUUAGAAAACUGGCGCCGUUUCUUCCAGGUCAUUACGGCGAAGGCCUAGAGGACUCCAGUUACGUCACUAAAAGCAAUAUCCUCAUCAACGCGAUUGUAACACAGAACGGCAGCAUGAGACAGGCUGAUGUGGAUUUGGUUUUUGCCCAGGACUACGGGGUAAAUGACACGAGGACCGGCUUUGGUCGGUGUGUGUUUUGGGAUUAUACGUCCUUUGGAGGCGUCGGGGGAUGGUCCACCGAGGGAUGUCUCUCUUUCCCCGAAGAUAAUGACACUUUAUGCCGUUGCGACCGUCUGGCUUCCUUCUCGAUUCUGAUGUCUGCCUCCGAGGCCCCCGAGGAUUUCUCCCUGAAAUUUAUCAGUUACUUUGGUGUUGUGACAUCCGUCGUGUGUCUCGUUAUCUGCCUCGUCAUAUAUGCGGUGGAGUGGAAAUCAAUGGUCACCAAUGAAAUUUCCUUCUACCACCAAAUGGCUAUGGCCAACGUGGCCUCGUCUCUGCUCAUCGCUGACGUGUGGUUCCUGGCCUCGUCCUUCAUGGAGAAGAAUCACACCAACUCACUCUGCAUAUCCGCGGCCUUCUUCCAACAUCUAUUCCAUUUGGCGAUCUUCUUCUGGACGCUCUUCCAAGGCCUUGUUCUUCUUCAUCAACUCGUCUUCGUCUUUCAACAGCCCAGCAGACUGGCUGCCUCAGCCAUCAUGGCGGCCACCGGAUACCUCUGUCCGCUUGUAAUUGCCGUAGUGACUCUUGCUAUAUAUUAUCCCAUGAAGUCGUACAUCGAGGACGGAGCCUGCUUUCUCAACGGAGACAACGGAGCCAUACAUGCCUUCUCGAUACCCGUACUCUGUGUUGUUGUGGUGAACAUCUUCAUAGCGACGCUCGCGGUCUGGAAAUUACUGCGAUCCGCGGUCCCCGAAGGACCCGACGGGGAAGACAAAGAGGCGUUGAUGUCAAUCUUUAAAGCACUCAUCGUCCUCACAAUCGACUUCGGCCUGACCUGGUUGCUUGGAAUAAUAACCAUGGUCAUGGAUGUGGACGUUGUCUUCCAUUAUCUAUUUCACGUGACUUCAUUUCAGGGGCUGUUUAUCCUUCUACUCGGAUGUCUCACGGACAAGAAGAUAAGAGACGUGCUUUCCGAAGGGUGCCUGAAGCUUCGCGCCCGGUGUCCGGCUCUCCCAUCCUUAAACGUCUGCGGAAGAGACUCAUACUCCAUGGACCAGGGGAGCGAGGAACAGUCUUUAGAAAUCUACAAGCCGACGGAGAGCGGCGUGUCGGGCGACGGGUAA
Messenger RNA from Spea bombifrons (plains spadefoot toad), 2685 nucleotides. RefSeq names its product adhesion G protein-coupled receptor F3 (gene ADGRF3). The record is from RefSeq and is a predicted model, not a curated record. Lineage: Eukaryota; Metazoa; Chordata; Amphibia; Anura; Pelobatidae. Gene Ontology annotation, biological process: cell surface receptor signaling pathway; G protein-coupled receptor signaling pathway. Gene Ontology annotation, cellular component: membrane. Gene Ontology annotation, molecular function: G protein-coupled receptor activity. Bases 1 to 2685 code for a protein of 894 amino acids. The transcript is spliced from 10 exons.